CAGUGAUUGAGGUGGAGGGAGUCAGCCUGCGACGGAAAACAAGCGAGCAUAGGUCGACCAGAAGACGCUCAGUUCGUGUUUUAGAGGCAGAAAACAGCGAGGAACCGGAGGAUAUGUGGAUGUAGGCGGCGUCUCGGUCGCUUUCAGCCGGACUCAGUCACUCACAGUUCGAGUUGUCGUUUGGAGCGUGUCGCUGUUUUGCCCUGAUUCUCGCUGGAGUGAACACUAAGGGGGACUCCAUGAAAGAUGACAGAGGAGGUGAUUGUUGUAGCCAAGUGGGACUACACGGCCCAGCAGGACCAGGAACUUGACAUCCGUAAAAAUGAGCGUCUCUUCCUCCUGGACGACUCGAAGACCUGGUGGCGAGUCCGCAACACCUCCAACCAGACGGGGUAUGUGCCGUCGAACUACGUGGAGCGCAAGAACAGCCUGAAGAAAGGCUCGCUGGUGAAGAACAUCAAAGACACGCUGGGUUUGGGGAAAACUAAGAGGAAGACGAGUGCCCGUGAUGCUUCCCCGACGCCCAGCUCGGACACGGAGUUCCCCUCCAACGGCAGCGGGGGCGGAGGAGGCGGAGGAGCCGCGGAGAGAAUCUACGACCUCAACAUCCCUGCCAUGGUGAAGUUCGCCUACACAGCAGAGAGGGACGACGAGCUGACCCUGUUCAAGGGCUCCCGGGUGACCGUGAUGGAGAAGUGCAGCGACGGCUGGUGGCGGGGCAGCCAGGCGGGCCGGGUGGGCUGGUUCCCCUCCAACUACGUCCAGGAGGAGCUCGGAGGGGCGGACGACCGAGGGGAAGGAGAUUCCUCACAGGGCUACCAGGGAGGCUCUCAAGGAACUUUGCUGGCCAACGGGCGAGCAGGCGGCCGCAGCCCGGUCCUCCAUCUGGUCCAGACCCUCUACCCCUUCAGCUCCGUGACAGAGGAGGAGCUGAACUUUGAGAAGGGAGAGGUCAUGGAGGUGGUGGAGAAGCCGGAGAACGACCCGGAGUGGUGGAGGUGUAAGAACUCGCGUGGCAUAGUGGGACUGGUACCUAAAAACUAUGUGAUGGUGCUGGACGAGCGGCCCGGCCCGCCCUCCUCCACGUCGAGCUCCCCACAGAACCGCUUCAUGGCUCCGGCUCGCUCAGGGAGGUUCGCCGGGAGGGACUGGUACUACGGCAGCAUCACCAGACACCAGGCCGAGUGCAUCCUCAACGAGAGAGGAGAGGAGGGCGACUUCCUCAUACGAGACAGCGAGUCGUCGCCCAGUGACUUCUCGGUGUCUCUGAAGGCGGUGGGUAAGAACAAACACUUUAAAGUGCAGCUGUCAGACGGAGUGUACUGUAUCGGCCAGCGCAGGUUUAACUCCAUGGAUGAACUUGUGGAGCAUUACAAGAAAGCCCCCAUCUUCACCAGCGAACACGGAGAGAAGCUGUACCUGGUCAAAGCGCUGCUGUAAUUCACACAUCCUCACACCUACACUGGAUCUCAUACACCACCACACACACACACACACACACACACACACACACACACACACACACACACACACACACACACACACACACACACACUCUCUGUCAUACACACUACACACACACACACCAUUGUAAUGCCGCUCCCUGACUGUCUUAACUCAAGCCUUAGCUCUGGACCCUCUCGCUGUGGCGUCUGGAACACAUCCAGAUCCUCCAUCACACCGUCUCCCUCCGGCAGGUGAAACUUUUUUCUCUUCAAUCGAGCAGCGAAGCACUGUGUCUGGAAAUACCCACAAUCCUUCACGUGCAGCGCAGUGCAACACCCGCCUCCCUUCCUCCCUCCCCUGGAUGUGCGAACGUGCAGUGACCAUAUCUGCUGCUAACAGAACGCCCGAGGCCUUGUUGGAGGUGGAGCUCUUCUUCUGAUGUCAUCCAUAACGUCCAUUUACUAGCACGCACAUUCUAAGUUACACCACUGCUCUUAAUCCAUGCAGGAGAACAGAUGUUUCCUCUAACCUCUGUGGGACCUAACUCUGCCGUUGUCCUGUCAACCUGCUGGCCAUCGUUUUAUUUCUUGUUCACUUGUUUCUUGUUAGUGAGUUUUGUUUGUUUAAAAGCUCAUAUAAUUCCUCUCUAGGGGUUAAAUUUUUUUUUCACAAAGUGACCAGAUCCACUCUCUUGCCUUUUUCUCCUAAUUUCCACCAUUCCUCUACAUGAUUUUACCUCCCCAUGUUUUUUUUUCCUUCCCUUGUCACUUUUUUCAAAUUCCUCUCCACGGAUCCAGUGAUGAUACUCCAAAGCUACACACAACACUUCCUGUAAUAUUUCUAACAAGGCAGUAGGGGAGGGGAGCAUUAAUGCAAUAGGGGAGACCUCUAAUGUCCUGUAGAGUUUGAAUGUUUAUCUGUGUAACCAAAUGUGCCACCCUGUACCCAUUACUGCUGGCUCCAGGUCUGCACUGCCUCACUAUACUUGGCAUCCGUUCAUGGCUCUGUGCUCAUGCUUUAUAUCGUGUCACGUUGAACAUCUUCUGGUUCUGUUCUCCAGUAUGUGUCUAUACUGACUGAAGAAUAAUAAAAACCUUUUUUUGGUAA
Messenger RNA from Amphiprion ocellaris (clown anemonefish), 2553 nucleotides. RefSeq names its product NCK adaptor protein 2a (gene nck2a). The coding region runs from base 247 to 1440 and encodes 397 amino acids. The record is from RefSeq and is a predicted model, not a curated record. The transcript has 4 exons. Gene Ontology annotation, biological process: negative regulation of PERK-mediated unfolded protein response; positive regulation of endoplasmic reticulum stress-induced intrinsic apoptotic signaling pathway; positive regulation of translation in response to endoplasmic reticulum stress. Gene Ontology annotation, molecular function: protein binding. Lineage: Eukaryota; Metazoa; Chordata; Actinopteri; Pomacentridae.